AUGGACAUGACCGACGAGGGUGACCGGACCACGUUCUUUGGCAUUAUCGCAGCGGCCACCAUCCUGCAGAGCGCUGUGGCGCCCACGGUUGGUGAAGUGGUCACCGACCCUGCGACCCUCCUGGACUUCAUGGUCUUCUUCAAGCUCAUCGCGGUCCUGGUCGCCAUCUUCCUCCUGCCGGAGUCCAAGGGUUUCAGCCUGCGCGCUGGCGCUGGAGGUGUCGCGCCAGAGACCACUUCCGACAUGUCCUACUGGGAGUGCUGCAAAAGACUCGUCCAAGACCCUACGUCGCGGACAGUGCUGAUCCUCGUGCUCGUAAGCAGCGCGGUGACGCGAGGCACUGCCGAUGUCAGCGGCCAGUACAACAAGAACGUCUUUGGGAUGACUUCAAGGCUGCGGGCCACUUUCACCUUGAUCGGGGUUGCCAGUGGUCUCUUCUGUAACCUGGUGCUCCUCAAACUGAUGAAGACAAGGCUGAGCACCAAGAGGCAAGUGCUGAUCUCGAUGUCCGCCGGCAUGGUGAGCGUGUUCCUGAACUUGGUCGCCCGAUCUCUGGGCCCGCUUUACGUGGCGACGGCCCUGACCGGCCUAACAAGCCUCUUGGGGACCUUCGUCAACGUGCUGAAGGUCAACGUGGCGCAAACAUCCGGGAUGCCUGCUGGUGCCGUCGUAGGUCUCUUCGAGUCAGCGAGCGAGCUCAUGGCCCUGGUGGGGCCGCCCUUCUUUACCGCUAAGAAGAUGGCGGCGCUGGAGCGGCGCAUGCGCGAGGAGAUUCACGGCCAGCUUUCCUCGCUGUGGUUGCGCCUUCAGAUAGUUGAAGAGAAGAUGAUGAUCGAAACUGCAGCAGGCCCAGAGGCCGAUCGAAUCGACGUCGCGGGGGAUUUGGUCCUUCCGGGAAGUGCGAUGAGCGCCGUCGUCCCAAGUACUGUCGCGGACGCCAAGGGCAGGAAGGGCGACAUCGCAGCCAGAACACCUGUGUUUGAGCCACAUGUCGGCGAGAUGGAGGAGGAGGACCAGGACGAGGAGCCCAUCCCAUUUGCAGAAACAGUUUGGAAUGUCGUUUUGGUCCUGGGAUCCACAGGCGCCGGCUGGAUUGACCUUUGUCUCACGAUGCUCCUUGCAGUUGGGAGUAUCAUGUUGCAGUUCCUCUUUGUUUUCGUCCUCGUCAGUGAAGAAUUCCUCGGCGGGAACUUCGGUGCCGAGAUCGCUGCGGCGAGAACUUGGAGGGCAAGCAUCGCCCACGACGCAAAGUACAGAGACCUCUCUGGGACGAGUUUGGCCUCCCGGGUCUGCAACGGAGAUGGCUCCUUGAUCCAAUCCAACGAGCAGGCGAACCUCCUAGCCGACAUCAACUCAUUCCUAGGCCUGCCAUCCCAGGAAUUCGCCGUGUCCGGUUUGGCACCAGGGAUGAUCCUCAGCGGGCUUUGCAUGUUUCUCUGGUGCAUGUACCUCUGCAGAGAGUUCCGCACGAUUUGGAUUUCUAUUGAAGCGAUUCUGCAGAUUCCACGGGCGCGCAAGACUGUCUUUAGCAACGGCCGCUUCGUCGCCAUAUCCUACUUCCGCCUCGGAGUCUACCUGAUGCUACGCCUGUAUCGCGCCUCGAUCACGGCCUGCCUCCUCUGGGCUGGGCAGCAGUGGCUUGCAAAAACGAAGAGCAUAACGGACCUGAUUUUGAAUGCCUCAGCAUUGGGUACCAUCCUCGAGAUUGACGAGUUGGUCUUCGCCUCUCUGCUGCCGAAGAAGAUCCAGGCUGCCGUCUACAGUUUGGAGGCCGUGAAGGUCCGAUACACAAAAGCGAAGAGUCAACUGGAGGGGAGCUUGAUCUUCCUUGGAGUCGUCGCGGUGACGCUCACUCCCAUCUUCGUCUGGGUCAUACCUCUGGUGGACAUGAUGCAGCGGGUCAAGGUCGAGUUCUGCUUCGGCGCACAGAACUUCGUCGUUGCCUACAACCAGGACUCGCAAACGACGGUCGGCUUGGCGACUCCUUCAUUUGCGGUCCGAAGCGAAAACGGCCUAUCUCUCAGUGAACGGGCCGUCUUGGGGCACACGGUGCCAACAGCCGAGUCUACCUUCGUGGGGCCGUACGACUGGAAUCUGAUUUAUUUCUCAGACGAUCCGGACUCGUUUGCCCAAGAUACUGUGAUAUCCCAAGCGUCUGUUUCCGCGCAGACUACGGCUUGUUUGGAUGCAGAUAACUGGCUUCGUCGUUACGGCCCCGUCUUCACGGAGAGACACAUGCCACGAUUCCACGCCGCCGCGGCCAUGAUCGGACGAGACAACGCCACCUCCUGCGCAGAGCUGGCGGAUAAGUGCGAUGACUUCGACUCGCGUGUCCUGCGCUCGGUCUGCCCUCGCACCUGCGAUUGCCACCUGCCGCAAGCCAACCAAUGGUUCAAGGUCCCCGCACAGGGCUGCCCAGACGUCUGCCGAGAGGAGGCCGCCACGCGCUCCCAGGACAUCCAGUGCCGUGACAGCCCCGUGGGCGAGGAUUGGCUGUCUUUCUGGGACAGCUACCCGGAUGUCAUGCAAGAACAUCUGGGGGUCAACUUCUCAGACCCAAACAACCCGGUCACGGGUGCUGAGUUCGUUCAUGGCAUCGUAGGGUUCAUGAAGACCGCAGGGUGCCCUGGCCUCAUGUCUGUGCAAGAAGAGCCCAUCACAAGGACUCCCUGGUGCCAGGGAAAUCAGCUUUCGGCAUCCUUGGCUUACAUCUGCCCGGUCUCCUGCGGCUGUUUGGUGGAGAAUGUCCCCGACUACUGCCCACGCAGUUGCAAGGCUUGCGGUGAUGUGGCCAACUUCCCAGCCAAUGCGAACAUGGCCAGUUGUGUGGAGGCAAAGCAGCUUGGCAUUUGUGGCAUUCCCGAGGAUGCAGCGAAAUACUGCGCUGACACCUGCGGAAUCUGUAAUGGGACCAGCAGUGCUAGUACAGUUUGUCCCGAUGGUCCCCUACCCGCCGUGUUCGGCCUGGGCAGCUGCGCAGACGUCCAGGCUGCGGGCUGGUGUCCCCUGUUGAGCUUCUUGGAGUCUUCGGUGAGUUUGAUCUGUGGUCGAUCCUGCGGUACGUGCACCUGA
This is a messenger RNA of Symbiodinium necroappetens, 3072 nucleotides long. The record is from the annotation of a GenBank genome assembly. NCBI's taxonomy places the organism in Eukaryota, Dinophyceae, Suessiales, Symbiodiniaceae.